Cydia splendana is the source of this 399-nucleotide messenger RNA. Its product is annotated as late histone H2B.L4-like. Gene Ontology annotation, cellular component: nucleosome. The coding region runs from base 1 to 399 and encodes 132 amino acids. The record is from RefSeq and is a predicted model, not a curated record. NCBI's taxonomy places the organism in Eukaryota, Metazoa, Arthropoda, Insecta, Lepidoptera, Tortricidae. Gene Ontology annotation, molecular function: protein heterodimerization activity; structural constituent of chromatin; DNA binding. The transcript has a single exon.
AUGGCACCCGUCAAAGUUCCGAAGAAAGCGCUCAAGUCCAUGGAGCCAGGAGGCGGCCUGAUCCCCAAAAAGAAGAAGGAGAAGAAGAUGGCAAGAAAGAACUACGACAGUUUCUCAAUAUACCUCUUCAAAGUGUUAAAAUCGUGUACAGAAAUAAACGUCGGAAUCAGUAGAAAAAGCAUCCUAAUCAUGAACAAUUUCGUCAACGAUAUCUUAGAGCAGAUCGCUUGUGAAGCUGGAAGACUAAUAGCCCACGGAAAGAAGACUACUUUAAGCGAGAACGAAAUAAGAACGGCCACAAAACUACUCAUUCCUGGCGAGCUGGGAAAGCACGCAUUGCUGGAGGGGGAGAAAGCGCUACGCAACUAUAAGAACCACUCGAACAGUCAGAGUUAUUAA